AUGAAAGUUGUAACGGCCAACUUUAUCUCUUGCGCAGUCAAGAGCUGCAAGAUCUCACCAGCUGCAUUCCCUCUCCAUUUCCAAGACGCAGAGCUCGAGCAGCAGGAACUCGAUCUUCAACCAGAAUUCAUUCGCAACAUUCUCCCUCGUAUAGACUGGGACGCACUGCGCAUCACGGCCAGCGAGCUCGGAUUCCCUACCAUCCCCGAAACGAAGCCUGAAGGCGAAGCGCUCGACGAACAGACGCUAAAAGAUCUACAUACGCUUCUUCUGGAGACGCGCGUUGUCGAAGGGAAACUAGUCUGUGGGAGCUGUGGCCAUGAGUAUAAGAUAAAGGAAGGAAUCGCAAACUUUCUCCUUCCUAGCCAUCUAGGUGGGAUAUCUCCCCUAUCCGGACGGGACGAGUUGUCCGAUCGAUUUUUUGUGCUAUGCGGUUCCGCUGACUUCUAUGACAGUUUGAAAUUUAUUUUAUUGCAGCUGGAGUUUUUGGCGCUGGUGUUUUCUGGGUGUCUCAUGUUCAAUGAAAUCGAGGUCCGCAGACGCGUGGUUUAG
Messenger RNA from Paecilomyces variotii, 552 nucleotides. RefSeq lists its product as hypothetical. The transcript has 2 exons. Gene Ontology annotation, biological process: peptidyl-glutamine methylation; rRNA (guanine-N7)-methylation; tRNA methylation. The record is from RefSeq and is a predicted model, not a curated record. Gene Ontology annotation, molecular function: protein heterodimerization activity. Lineage: Eukaryota; Fungi; Ascomycota; Eurotiomycetes; Eurotiales; Thermoascaceae. The coding region runs from base 1 to 552 and encodes 183 amino acids.